Ambispora gerdemannii is the source of this 903-nucleotide messenger RNA. The record is from the annotation of a GenBank genome assembly. Lineage: Eukaryota; Fungi; Glomeromycota; Glomeromycetes; Archaeosporales; Ambisporaceae.
AUGGGAGGACAUCCAGAAACAUCGGGAGAAAAACAUGAAUCAGAAGAGUUAAACGAAAUUCUUCUUCGCUCCGCGCCAACAACAACUCCAUCCGUUGUAUUCGUGAUUAUGUUUUCGAUUACUACACUUCUUUUGGCAUAUAGAGGUUUAGGAACACUACGAGCAUUCUAUCUGCGACUUUUGUUGUUCUCUCUGACACGCGAUAUUACAUUUAUGUUUCGAAUGGCAUGGUCGAGUAGUCAUUCUGAAACUCAGCAAAUCGCUGUAGCCGCGGCAGUUUUUGAAGUUGGUGGUACUUUUCUUGUGUUAUGGGCGGUAUACACGUUACUUGAAGAUUGGAGACUAUUUCUAUUAUACGGUGCACCAAAUUACAAGAAACAAGGGAGAAAAUUGUUGUUUUUUAUUAGAUUUAAUGUGAUGAGUUUCUCGGCGCUAUCUUUAAUAGCGGCAGCCAACGAGUACAGCAGGAAAAUGAAAGACUACGAUCUUGGAGUUCUAUUACGAAAAAUCUCAAUUAUUGGAUUCACUGCCAUCCUACUCCUAAUUCUCGGCUUGAUCCCAUAUUACGCAAGCACAAUCCCGGCCGUAUACCAUCAUAUUGGGGUUCGGAAUAAAAUAGCAUUGCCGUUAUUCGUGGGUCCGUUAUUACUACUAAUUGGACGCGUGUACCAGAUAGCCCUGUAUUUUUCACCGAAGUUAUCCGAUGUGGUUCGUAAUCAAUGGUGGUAUUAUUUGUUUGUGACUACCCCGGAGGUGCUGCUGUGUUUCAUGUAUGGGAUUAUUAAUUUUGAAAAGUUCUUUUAUUUGAAGUAUGAUGAACUUGUUAAUGAGGAAGAGCAUAAAGGGGGAGAUGAAGGGCAUAAAGAAAAAGUUACGGCUUCGGAAUUUUUGUCGCAGCAUUAA